AUGGCCUCGGACGCCCCAUCCCUCUCGGACGCGAUCGCCACCGACUUCCUGACCUGCCCCAUCUGCCUGGAGCAGCUGCGCCGGCCCAAGAUCCUGCCCUGCCUGCACACCUACUGCCAGGGCUGCCUGGAGGGGCUGCUGGGCGACGGGCCGGGGCUGCGGUGCCCCGAGUGCCGGGAGGACGUGUCCCUGCCGCAGGGAGUGACCGGCCUCAAGACCAACUUCUUUGUCAACGGGCUGCUGGAGCUGGUGCGGCCGGUGGGUGAGGUGGGGCUGACCUGCGCCCUGUGCCCGCUGAUCGGGCAGGAGGGCGGCCGCCCAGCCGUCUCCCACUGCCUGGACUGUGCCGACAGCCUGUGCCAGGCCUGCGCUGCCGGGCACCGCUGCUCCCGGCUCACCCACGCCCACCGGCUGGUGAGCCUGCAGGGCUACCUCUCCGGGGAAUACGACGAGGAGAUCCGGCAGCGCCAGGCCGUGCGGUGCCCCGAGCACCCGGCCGAGGAGCUGCGCUUCCUCUGCCGGCCCUGCGCCGGCCCCAUCUGCCGGGAGUGCCGGCUGGGCCCGCACCUGGAGCACCCCUGUGAGACGCUGGAGGAGGCGGCCGAGGCCCGGCGGCCCCUGGUAGCCGAGCUGCUGGCCGGCGUGGAGGAGACGGGGGGGCGGGUGGCCCAGGGGCGGGCGGCGCUGGAGGAGGAGCUGGAGCAGCUGCAGCGGCACGAAGCCGGCCUGCGGGACGUGGUGAAGCGCGCCUGCGCUGACGCGGCCCAGCGCCUGCUGGCCCAGCAGGAGGAGGUGCUGGCCGCCCUGCGGCGUCACGUGGAAGGGCGCGAGAAGGUGGCCGGCCUGCUCCGGACCGAGCUGGAGCUGCAGGAGCAGCUGGCCCGCAGCACGGCCGACGUCGCCCGCAAGGUACUGGCCCUGGGCCGGCCAGUGGAGAUCGUCUCGCUGGAGGCCUUGAUCACCCAGCGGCUCAGCCGGCUCCAGGGCUUCCGCUGGGAGCCGCUUGGGGGGCCGCGCCCCCGGCUGGUCGUCCGCGCCGAUCUCCAGAACCUGAGCAGCCUCUUCCAGCUGGACCUGGGCGAGGCCGAGCUGGAGGGCCGAGGGGAGGACAGGGCCCAGCAUGACCCCCCUUCCCCGGAGCCGCCGGCCCCUUCCCCGGAGCCACUGGCCUCUGCCCUGGGGCCGCCGGCCGCUGCCCUGGAGCUGCCGGCCCCUGCCGCAGAUCCACCGUCGUGCCGGCCGCCCCCCACCGCCCGCUUCUCCUGCAGCUUCUCGGUGCGGGUCCCCGGGGACAAGCAUCGGCCCCGGAUCACGGGGCUUUGCCCCCUGGGCCCCAGGGAGCUGCUCCUGGCCGACGAGGAGAACUGCAGCCUCAAGCGCUUCUCACUGCAGGGGGACUUCCGGGGCGCCGUCCCGGUGCACGGCGGCGCGGCCCCCUGCAGCGUGGCGGCUGUGGGCAGCCGGGUGGCCUACACCGCCGGGUCCCGGCUCUACCUGGCGGAGCGGGACGGCGCCCUGGUCUGGCAGAAGGCCCUGCGCCCCACCCAGGCCAGCCAUGCCAUCACGCCGGCGGCGGAGGGGGGUGACGCCGUGGCGGUGAGCGUGGCGGGGCACCUGGAGGUCUAUGACGCUCGGGGGGAGCUGGUGGAGAAGAUUUUCCCGGACGGGCACGACCGUCUGGCCAUGGUGUUCGUGGCCGGGCGGCGUGGGCGCUACGUGGCCUCGGACUGGCACCGGCGCAGCGUGGUGGCGUUUGACGGGCAUGGGCAGCUGCUGGCGGAGCUGGGCGAGGAGCGGCUGGAGCGGUGCCAGCCAGGGGCUGUCUGCGCCGACGACAGGGGCCAUUUCUACGUGGCCCUGCGGGAGCUGAACAAGGUGAUGGCGUUCGGCCCGGGCGGGGAGGCGCUGGGGCCCUUCCUCACCACCCGGCACGGCAUCGAGAGAGCCCGGGUGGCCACCGUCACCGGGGACGGGCACUUCGCCGUGGCACUGAGCAACGGCACCGUCCACGUCUUCCACAUCCAGUACCCGGGUCAGUGA
This is a messenger RNA of Emys orbicularis (European pond turtle), 2040 nucleotides long. RefSeq names its product tripartite motif containing 56 (gene TRIM56). Gene Ontology annotation, molecular function: zinc ion binding; ubiquitin protein ligase activity. The record is from RefSeq and is a predicted model, not a curated record. Gene Ontology annotation, biological process: protein monoubiquitination. Lineage: Eukaryota; Metazoa; Chordata; Testudines; Emydidae. Bases 1 to 2040 code for a protein of 679 amino acids. The transcript has a single exon.